Eriocheir sinensis (Chinese mitten crab) is the source of this 3705-nucleotide messenger RNA. Its product is annotated as nucleolar complex protein 3 homolog. The coding region runs from base 475 to 3096 and encodes 873 amino acids. The record is from RefSeq and is a predicted model, not a curated record. Gene Ontology annotation, molecular function: chromatin binding. Gene Ontology annotation, cellular component: nucleolus. Gene Ontology annotation, biological process: DNA replication initiation. NCBI's taxonomy places the organism in Eukaryota, Metazoa, Arthropoda, Malacostraca, Decapoda, Varunidae. The transcript has 16 exons.
CACGGUGACCUGAGCCUUUAUUUUGUGUCCUCCACGGGUAAUGCAGUGAUGGAUCCAGGACGCACGGAGCCUAGAAUACUUCCCAAUACCUGGCAAUGUGUGGCGACGCGUGGCAGCGGUCAGGGAACAAGGAGGCACCCACUGGCGGCAGCCCCAUCAACCUGCCACCUGUGACAUCAAGAUCAAGAUCGAGCUAAGGAACGUAAACAAACCCGCACACGUGGUUGUCUCUUCCCCGGCGGUGUGUGUCGCCCAACACAGUGCAUAAGAAACAACUAUUCCACCACUCCUGGCCCCCCUGCAGCCCCUGUUCCGCCCCUGCCUUGUGCGUACGCCCCUCGCUCCCCUGCCAGCUGGGAAGAACAGAGGAUGGAGGCAGCUGGCGCGGUGUGGGAGUGACCAGACUGAAAAAGCGGGUUGACAGGUUUUGGCUGAAUACUUCUGUUCCUGCAGCUUCCUGCCCUCCACACAACCAUGGCGAAACGCGGCAGCAAAAUCGCGAAGAAGGCCAAGAAGAAGGGCCUCUCGCUGGCCAAGAUCUCCAACAUCCGCAAGUACAAGAUGGCCAAGAGAGGCGAGAUGACUGAGGCGCAGCGGAAGAGGAAGAAGCAGGAGAAGAAGGUGCAGAAGAAGGUGACAUACUCCGAGAUGAUGAGUAAGAAGAAGAGAGCGAAGGAGAUGAAAGAGAAAUACGACAACGAGGAGGAGCUGUACCCACUGACGGCGGAGAUUACGGGUGAAGACAUGAUCAAGAUGAUGGACCCAGAGGACCUCACAUACCUAGUGGAAAAGAAGGGUGCCAAGAGGAAACGCAAAGGAGAAGAGGAGGAGGAAGAAGAGGGGGAGGAGGACUAUGAGAGCCAGGAGCGAACCUUUGACCAGAUGCACGACGGCAAGAAAGUGAAGAACCUGCUGCCCAUCAAGACAGACCGAGGCAUCAUCCAGAGGUUCAGGGCAGUGGAAGAUGAAAAGGAAGCUGAAGAACCAAGUGAGGAACAAGAGACAGAGAAAGGUGAGGAGGAUGCAGAGGAAAAGGAAGAAGGAGAGGAGGAGAAGGAGGAAGUACCGGAGGUGAAGUCAGCGGUGGAGUUCUUGAUAGAGCGGCAGCAGAAACUGGAUGAGAGGAAGAUAAAGAUUGGAUGUCUCGCUGCUAAUUUCAUCCAGCAUCCAGAGGAGAGGCUGUCCGGGUUGUCCAGCUUGCUACACUUCCUCGAGGAGUCCGACCCAGACAUCGCACUGACGGUGAGGAAGUACGCCGCACUGAGUCUGCUGGAAGUCUUCAACAAAAUCAUUCCCUCCUACCCUAUCCAGCAACAUGACAUCAACCAGAAAUUGAAGCAGGAGACCAAGCAGGUGUUCUUCUACGAGAACCACCUCCUCUCGGGAUACCAGAUCUACCUGAAGGGCCUGGAGAAGAUGCUGAGUGAGUCCUCCAAGAAGACCAAAGAGCCAGCCAUGCAGAAUCUUGGCGCCGUGGCUGUGCGAUGCCUUGGGGAGCUGCUCAUCACCCACUACCACUUCAACUUCACCAGCAACAUCAUCCAGGCCCUCGUGCCCCUCCUCAACCACCCCCAUGACGCCCUCUCCGACCUCACCGCCUCCUACCUCACCAAGCUCUUCAAGGCUGAUAAGGCUGGCUAUUAUUCCUUUGAGGUAGUGAAGAAGAUUGACCACUUUGUCCGGCGCCGCUCCUUCAGGGUGCGGCCGGAAGUGCUGAAGGUUCUCCUGGGGCUGAGGCUGAAGGAUGCCACGAGUCUGGACGUCGUGAUUGAGUCAAAGCUGAACACGAAGCGGAAGUUGACCCACACGGAGAAGCUGCUGAGGAAGGUGAACGAGGAGCAGAAGAGGAAGAAGUCGAAAAAGGAGAUGAAGAUGUUCCGCAAGAGGAGGAAGCUGGAGGAGCAGAUGAAGGGCAUCAAGCAGGAGAGGGACACGCAGGCACGCAAGAAGCAGCACACCGGCCUCAUCCAGAUGGUGUUCGGCCUCUACAUCCACGUCCUGAAGCGCCGACCCAACAACAAGCUCAACGGAAUGGUCUUGGAGGGCCUGGCCAAGUUCUCCCAUCUCAUCAACAUCGAGUUCUUUGCUGACCUGCUCAAUGUCCUUGGAGGGCUGAUGGCCGAGGGUUCACUCAAGUUCCGCGAGUCGCUUCACUGCAUCCAGGUGGUGUUCACGAUCCUGGCCGGCCAAGGGGAAGUGCUGACCCUUGACCCACACAGGUUCUUCAGGUACCUGUAUGCCAACAUGUUCAACCUGAGUGCAGGCGUGAACCAUGAGGAUGUACAGUCAGUCCUGGAGUCCCUGCGCCAGAUGUUGGUGGAGCACAAGCGCAAGGCAAACCCUGGCCGUGUAUUGGCCUUCAGCAAGCGCCUGGCCACCCUCAGCCUGGCACUCCUGCACAAUGGCACCAUCCCGGCCCUCACCACCCUGCGCAGCAUCAUUCUGGCCCACCCACCCGUGGAGUCUCUCAUGGAGACAGACUGUGACGGCACGAGUGGAGUCUUCUCGGCGGAGGUGGAGGAACCGGAGCACUCCAAUGCAGCCGCCUCCACCUUCUGGGAAUUCCACCUCUUGGCUAGGCAUUACCACAGCACAGUGAGGCACCUGGGGGAGCAUCUGCUGGCUGGUGUACCUCUGCAGGGGGAGCUGGCCCUCCCCUACACCCUGACCAAGAGGCCUAUAGAGGAGCUGUUCGUCGAGUACAACCCCUCAGAGAUGCGUUUCAACCCCCGUGUGCCGCCACCCAGCCAGCACCUCACCAACCAGCUCAGCACCAAGACCAGAAGACAUGGGAAGAGGAGGACAGGAGACCAAUGGGUGACAAACUACAUGAUCCAGCAGUUGGAGGUCCUCAAAACACCACUCACCAACGGCCACACAAAGGGGAGUCACGGAGCUGCCCCCAAAGUCAACGGGUUCAUGGACAAUGUGAGUCAGCCAGGAGAAUUUCCCUGCCCAAGAGUGGAAGACUUGGACUUCUCGAGUGCCAUGCUGCCAAACAUGGAUCUUGAGAUGAUAAAAGUCCGGGAGAGAAUAGAGGAUGCCAUGAGUCAAGACUUCACACUCAGCCUCUUAAGAACUGAUUCGAAGACAUAAACUGUUUAUAGAUUGAUGUACAUGGACGUGUACACUUUUGUAAAGUCCAAAAUACCUAGAAGAGGCUCCGGAGGAAAACUGAAAGACAUUUUCUUAAAUCAGAUAAGACAAAGUGUCCCAAUGUUUAUUGAAAAAAUUUCUGGAUAACACAAGGACAAUUUAACCAUGAAAUGUACACCAAAUAUGUUAGAUCAUCUUGCUUUCUCCCUGUGUACUGCUGUUGCAUUCCUCCUACAAGUCAUCUGUGCUGGCCUGGAUAGAGGGUUGCUGUUAACACAUUGUUGGGGAGAAAGAUGCUACUCAGAAAAUGCCUCACAGAAUAUGCUGCUCAUGUAUUAGGAACUUGACACCAUGUUCAGCAAGCUCUGCUUACCAUGUGGCUGGAAGACUACGUACAUUAAAGGGACACUAUUUCUUUAACACCAGAUGCCUACAAGUGUUCCUCCCCUCCGGAGACCCUUUGAAGUAUUAUGGACUUUAGCGCUAUUUCCAUCUGUUUUUGCUUCCUAUUAUUUGUACCUUCUUAAUGAAAUUUACAUUGUUACAUUAUCUAUAAAUAUCAAAAUGUUUAACUAGACAUGUGAGAGCUGCCAUUAAAUAUUUUGCAUA